CUCCAAACAGAUUCAUUGGCAACGCCAUGUUGUUUUGAAGGAGAUUUCACAACUGAGAACUCAGCACUUCUUAAGCCUUUGUCGAUUUACGUUCUACCUCAAGUUAAUUCCAAAAAUUCGAAUAGUAGGUUGAGAGUGAAACAGAUCUAAAAAUGGCAGCCGUUGUCGCCCAGAAAGGAGACGGCGGAAGAACGUAUACCUUUGCCAGCCAACCCCGACCAGUUCAACAGAGAAAAAAAUUUAGAGAUCCGCUAACACAAGAGUAAGUGCUGUAGCGACGGUUGUAGUAACUUUUUAUUAGCUUCAUUCGUCAGUUGUUUACCAAACUAAGCUAAGUUCAGUAUUAUAAAUUUUGAGGGUUUAUCAUUUUAUUUGAGAACGGCACCUUAUUAUUGGCCUCUUUGUACAUAUCGGAGAUCACUCUUAUCAAAUGAUGACACACAGCUGCUUUUAAUGAUUUUGCCUAAGAUAAGCUGUACCUGUUCAGUAGGUGAAAAAGAGAUCUUAUUUAUAAACAGGAUAGCCGUGGAGCUGCAACCUCUAUAUUGUGUCAAGUGGCCAUGCAUAUUGGUCAGUAAGGGAUAAACGCAUCCUCGGAGACCCAGGGGCAGAUAAAGGGGGCGAGGGAAAGUCUAAACGGGCGGAAAAGUGUGGCACGAGGAUGAUCUCCGAGGAUGGGAUAAACGUUGAUUGAUGGAUUUUGUAGUUACUUUAUGAUUCCUAAACUUUGCAGUUGAUUUAUAAAAGUAUAGUAUGGUUAGUUAAUUUGGCCUUAGAAAGACGACAUUAUUGACAAUAUUUUAAUGUGUACUCAGUAAAGCAUUUGACAAAGGGUUGUACCUGUGUUGAGGCUGCCAUAGUUUAUCCAUGUAUUAGUAUCAAUCAAGGCUUGAAGCUUCAUUUCUUGUUUCUACAGAAAUGAGAGUCCCAUGCCAUAUGGAAACAUCAUGUACGAUCGCAGAAUUGUUAGGGGUAAUACCUAUGCACAGAGAACUCUACCAGCAGUAAGUGUUGCAGAGCAGAUGAAAAUGUUGUUUGUCUGUUCACUGUUGAACAAGUGGCAGCACAACAGUUUUUGUUUGCUAAGUAGUUGGAUUACAAAAACAGAAAGUUAUUGAUCUUUUUAACAUUCUUGAUUUCCAAUUUACAUAUGCUUCUUCAGGUUUGGUUUUAUCUGCCCCCCCCCCCCUCACAAGAAAAAGGAAAUUUGGGUGGAUAGGGUGAACACAAUGUGCUUCCAAUUUGUUAUACACUACGUUAACUUUAAUUCUUAUAAAGAUUUUUUAAAACAGCUCAAAAGGUUGGCCUAACGAGAACCUGCUUAUUAAAGGGACUGGUUCACGGUAAUGCGCAUGUGUGAGUUCUGACAGUAGCUGAUUGUUUUUCAACCAAUCGGAAGCGAGUUAGAUGCACGCAAGUAAAUUUACAAAAUUCAAAUUAAUUGUUCGCGACGCGAGAGUAUUUCCGGGCAUUUGGUUUGAUUUUAUUUAUCCCCAUAAUUCAAUUUUAUUCUUUGCUACUCCUCAGAUAUAUGUUGCAGCCGAUAAGAAUAAGAUUUACAGCCCUGUCCUGCUUUGAAACAAACAUUUACCAACGUGUAUUUUUACCCACGCUAACAAAACAAACAAAAUUUGUAAACAAACAUCUUAUUACUGUUCUCUCAGUUCGCCUUAUAUAAACCCAGAAAUACCUACAAAUAGCGCCGGACCAGUGACAAAAACACACAACGUAUGAGUAUAAAGAUUAUCCUUAAUUGAGCGUAAAUUUCAAUUGCUUAUCAGCAAAUGAACAAAUUCAUUCGCGUUGCAUCGGGUCAGUGUUCCGCAAAACAAAUGUUAUCGAGUAGCACACAUAAAGAAACUAGAUUAUGAACAGAAUAUUCAGGCAAUAAUUUAUUUUAAAAACAUCAAUUCUUAAACAUAUACGAUCGUAAAGCAAAGAUACAAGGAACAUUUCAAGUGUACCAGAUCGGUGAAGAUCGCACGGCCUGUUGCGGUAUAACUACAGGUCGGAGUCAAAAAUCAAAUCAAAGUUGAACGAACUCAUGCCUUUAACCACUUUCCAAGUGUCGUGUAUUCUUUUCGUAUGCCACACACUACUCCUAGAACCAUACUAGAUCGAUAGGCUAAGCUUCUCUGUCUCCAGAGACUCUUGAGAACGUCCUGUUGCCGGACGGCCACGAUGCUCUUCUCAACCUCCAUGAUCAAAACGUUAUUUUUUUCGUCUUCUUAAAACAUAACCAGUCAAACGACACAACCACACGUUAAUCACCACUACCGAAGUAUAACUAGGCCAGCCAAAGCGACGGAUGUCCGAAUAAAACGAAGGAUUUUCAAUGAUUGUACCGGUAAUGGCGAUUUCGAAUUUAGUGUUGACCCAACAAAUUUAUUCUGAAGAGACAAACGGCGCGCAUGUGCAUUAUCGUGAACCAGUCCCUUUAAGGGUAAUCAGAUCUUAAGGACUAGUUCAGUUUCACAUCACAUUGGAUAAAAGAAAAAAACCAGCCUAAAAUGCUUCUGUCCCUUCAAUCAACAGUAAAAUAGCAAGAAGGGUUUACACAGAAAAAAAAACAGAAAAAACAGCAGCUCUGAUUUCUUUUUGUAAAACCUAAGAAAUAGAAAACAGUUUGCAAAAGUUCACCUCAAGAGGUUUCAUUUGAAUGGUAACACCCACAAAUUCAAAAGUGUGAAUGUCAUCUCACCAUAAACCAUCAGCCCAGGAGGGACAGGAUUAAUCACAUAAUCAGACUCUUUUAACUUUUAUGUGCAAUCAUAUUUUCCAAACAUGAUAGAUCUCAAACUUACAUUUUUUUCUUCUUAGACUGCACAACCUGAUCCUAUAGAAAUUCAAAGACAGCAAGAGGCAAGAAGAAGAGCAAUUGCCAGAAAACGAGCCAAGGCACAAUUGAAACCAAGGUCACCAGAGCCUGUAGAAGGGAGAAAGCAUAUUGAUGUACAAACAGAACUUUAUUUGGAAGAGUUAAGUGAUCGUGUUGAAGAAGCUGAUGUUGAGACUCAAACAGAUGCCUUUUUGGAUCGACCUCCUUCUCCCCUAUUUAUUCCUGCUAAAAGUGGAGUAGAUGUUGCAACACAAAUUUUGGAGGGAGAGGUAAGUUAUGAGGUAAAAUUGGAGUCUUCAGACAAGAAGAAAACCCUUGGGUAAUACACUAAGUCUUAAUAAAGGCUGGUUAACAUGUUAGACCGAUUUGAGAUGAAUAAAAAAGAAAACUCUAGGCAAACAAAUUAAUUAGCCUGAGUUUAGGCUGAUUUUUAUCUUGGUGUUUUCUCUUAAAUUGGAAUGACCUGCCCAAAAUUCAUAGUUUUGCAAUGCAUUGUACAUUGGGCUGACAGAUCACACAGCAAAGUCUAUCUUUUAAACCAGUGUUAAUAGUCAACAUUUGACCCUAAACCAAUAAUAAAGAAUUAGUGGUAUAUGUGGAAGUUGUCUUUAAAAAUGAACUGUAUCAUCCUUCUCUUUUAAAAUUAAUUUACAGUUACAACUUAUCAGUUUUGAAUUACUCUUUCUUUCUCUUGUUUUCUUGUCACAAUACAUAUCAUUAAUCUGAAUUGUUUUGAUCCCCUUCUUGGGUUUGAUGUAUAAACUACCCGAGCCCAGUUGUUUGAAAGGUGAAUAACGUUAUUCACUGGAUAAAUCUCUUUCCAGUAGAUAAUACUUUCUCUAAUACUUAUCUGCUGGAUAGUGAUUUAUCCGUCGGAUAGCACUACACUGUAUAAUUCGAUGUUUGAGCAACUGGGGCCUGUUGUUAUUUCACCAGUUGUUUGUAUUAUUUUUACCAUCAGUCAUUUCAUUGUAAUAAUAUUACAUCCUCUUUGUCCUUCUCUCCUCAGUUGUUUGACUUUGACAUUGAAGUUAAACCCAUCCUUGAAGUUCUGGUGGGUAAAACAGUCGAACAAGCCCUACUUGAGGUAAUGGAAGAGGAGGAACUUGCAAAUCUUCGAGCACAGCAAAGACAAUUUAAGGAACUAAGAAAUGCUGAGCUUGUUGAAACUCAGAGAUUAGAGGAACAAGAAAGAAGACAUAGAGAAGAGAAGGAACGACGAAUGAGACAACAAGUGGAAGUACUCAGGAAAGAAAAGGAAACUGGAGAAAAGAUAUCAGCACGUGCCUUUGCCCAGGUAAUUAACCCAUUCACCCAGGCUGAACCCCCCUUUUACCGUCCAUGCGCAUCCAUGUCCCUUGUGUACCACUUAUGAGGUCAUCAGUUUUAACGGUCUACCCGUGUAGGACAACUUUGCAGGGUGCAAAGAAAGUCAGUUUUACAGCCUGCCAUUCGGGCAAGCUGUAGCUAGCAUGUACUAGCCCACAAGUCAUUUCAACUAGCCCCAAAACCCUUUUUGAUCAGCAGGAUUGAUUACCAUCCUUCUGUAAUUAAAAUUUCCCCAAAAAAUUCACUUGCCUGUCGGACAAGUUAAGAACAGAAUUCACUAGCCCGAAAGCAAAAUCCACUAGCCCCUGGCUGUCGGCCCCGACUUUCUUUGCUCGCUGACUUUGUCAUCUAACUUGUGUAGAGGAAAAGAUAUCUUUGAAAUCAUAUGUGAAUCUGCAAGAUUCAGUCAAGGAGACCAGAGAAAAAGACAAAAAACCAUGUAACGUUUACCCAAAAAUUCCUAUGAAAAUCCUGAAAGCUUUCCUAAAGCUUUUCCCAUCCAAAUGAAGCCUAUUAAAUGUCAAUAAAAAGAGAAAAACUGGGGCUAGAAAAGCGAAAGAAUAUGGAGAGGAGAGAAGGCAAAAGGAGAAAUGUUGUUUCCUGUGUGCGCCUGAAUGUCAGAGGUUGAUAUUUUGAAUGUAGGACAGAAGGCUGCGAGCUACACAAAACACAAAUGGCCUUUUGUAGUGACAACAAAAUGCCUUGACUAGCUUCAAAACCUGUUUUCCAGCAAAAUUCCCAUAGGCUAAUGGGUUAAAAUAGCUGCUGAAUUUCUUUCUUACCCUUUGUAAUUCUUGCAGAGUUAUCUGGCUGACCUUGUGCCUUCUGUUUUUGGUUCAUUAAAUGAAAAUGGAUACUUCUAUGAUCCAGUAGAAAGAGGUAAACAGUGCUUCUACAAAAUUAAUCUUAACUUAAAAUAGUAGCUUCUCAUAAACUAUUUAAAAAAAUGAUUAAAAAUUUUGCAAGAGUACAUAGGAUUAGACUAAGAAGGCUUCAUCAGAGGACUCCACUUUCUUACAAAUUAUUACUGUACGUAGGGGUGGUGUCCUAAAACGGACACCUAGAUGUACUACCUGCUUUCCUCACUUCUUUUCUUUGAAUUUUUUAAAAAGAAAAUCUGUCUAAGAUGCAUUUUCUUUGACUUGCAGAUGUAGAAACAUACUUUAUGCCAUGGUUGCUGGAGAAAGUGGAAGGUGAAUUAAACCAAACCAUUGUUUCAAGAACUGUUCUUGAUGGUAAGUUCUGGUAGCCUGAAUUUUAGAUGAUUACUUCGAGUCGUUUUUACUCACUCAUGCUGAGGGAGUAAAAAUGACUCGAAGUAGUCGUCGGAAAUUCAGGCUGGUUCUGGUAGUUUGUUUAUACUAGGCAAUCAUUACCGGCGGUUUUCAUGCUACCUUGGUAAAAAGAACUUGGCUUAAGUUAUUCACUUUAAUACGGGUUAGACUUCACAUAUGUAAAUGGGUUUGAAAAAUAAGAAAUGUUACAUAGAUCAAGUGUAUUGCUUCGUUGUAACUGAUUCUUAUAACUCAACUGGAAAUUAGGAAUGCUGGUUCACUGCAGAGCUUUUUUUUGCUUUCGAAAGAAAAACGUUUUUGAUAAUGGGCACGCUCUGCUUAGGUGUUGUCUUAAUCCAAGUAAGACAGGAAAGAAAAAAGUUAAUCGUGUCAAAAAGCUGGGGCACAAAUGAGUGACAACUUGACAUACAUUUCGGGAUUUUUCAGAUUUUUAUCAAGGCCAUGAUGUUGGAACGCGACGGGUCUAAUUCUGUGUCGCUCAGCUCGUGCUCUCUUUCUUCUUCAUCAUCUGAUUUUUACUUUUUUAUGCCCCCUAGCAAUAAUAAGAGAUGUUGUCAAGAAGCGAUUUGAAGUUUACGACAGGUUGGAGGAAGCUGCCAGACGUGCCUUGGAGCAAGAGGCAGCAGCUAAGGUGGCAGAAGAAAGAAAGAAGGCUGAAGCCGAGCUCGCGGCCAAAACUGCUGAAGAGGCGAAAGCAGAACAAGUCGCUGAACAAGCCGCCGAUCAGAAACCCGAAAUCGAUGAAAGUGGGCGAGAAACAACAGACAAGUUGGAGGAUGGUAGCAUAGCUGGAGAGGAGGCUGGGAGCGAACGUGCAGCUACUGCGGCGGACACACCUGGUGAAUCAGGGCAAAAUGAACCCACUGAGGAAGCACCGCCAGACGCUGCAGAGCAAGAACAGUAAACUACAGACUGUGACCUACUUUUUAUUUGUUUUCAUGUCGGAUUCAAAGACAAGAGAGUUGAUAGCAUGUACAUAAUAACUGUUUUAUUCAUCGUUGCUUUGGAAGCUUGAUUACACUGAAUCAAUUUCAGAUUCAACCCAGGUGUUAAUUCACACUCUUUUUCUAUCGCAGAAAAGGCUCUUUUCCUAUUCGUAGUAUGAAAGCGAAUACAU
Molecule: messenger RNA, 6580 nt
Organism: Porites lobata
Lineage: Eukaryota; Metazoa; Cnidaria; Anthozoa; Scleractinia; Poritidae
Source: the annotation of a GenBank genome assembly